Notolabrus celidotus (New Zealand spotty) is the source of this 1746-nucleotide messenger RNA. RefSeq names its product solute carrier family 25 member 43 (gene slc25a43). Gene Ontology annotation, biological process: transmembrane transport. Bases 181 to 1215 code for a protein of 344 amino acids. The transcript has 5 exons. Lineage: Eukaryota; Metazoa; Chordata; Actinopteri; Labriformes; Labridae. The record is from RefSeq and is a predicted model, not a curated record.
UCCAGCCUCCCUCCAGCCCUGUCACAUUACACCGCUGGACGGGACAGGAGCAGGAGACGGAUACCUCCUCGUCCGCUAUAUUUAGAUGUCUAACCUGCGCAAACAAAUCCUUUCCUGUCUCUCGGAGAAAACUGAAAUCAUUGCAGAAGGUGGAGAGUUCAGAGAAAGGGGCGAACAGUGAUGGCCUCAGUCAAAAAGGACAACAGACUGACGAGUUCUCAAAGCUUUAUGUGCGCCGGGUUCGCCGGGGUUUUCAGUAAAACCGUCACUUCACCUUUGGAGGUUGUUAAAAUCAAGAGUCAGGUCGGGACUUUUCACUGUAAGCAGGGGUUCUGGCAAAGUUUCCUUCGCAUCUACCAGAAUGAAGGGCUUCGAGGAUUUUGGAAAGGAAAUCUGGCUUCUUGUCUCCGGUUGUUUCCUUACACGGCUGUUCAUCUCUCAACGUACAAAAAGAUAGUCCAUCUUCACAUGGAUGAACUGGGCUCCAUCUCUCAGUGGAGAGCCAUACUGGCUGGUGGCCUGGCAGGUGUUGCUGCUGCACUGGUCACAUACCCUCUGGAGGUGGCAGAAACCAGGCUGGUGGUUCAGAACUGCAGACAACCCACCUACCUCGGCGUAUUGUGCACUCUGUCAAAGAUCCACAGGGCUGAAGGACUGCUUGCUCUUUACAGGGGCUUCUCUCUCACUGUCUUGGGUGCUUUCCCCUUUUCUCUGGGCUGCUAUGCUGUCUACAUGAACUUGGAUAAGCUCUGGCAGGAGCCUCCUGUUCGUUUCACUCCUCUCCAGAACUUUAUUAAUGGCUGUCUUGCUGCAGGAGUGGCCCAAACCCUCUCCUACCCCUUUGAAACUGUAAAAAGAAAAAUGCAGGCGCAGAGUCCUCGUUUGCCCCAUUGCGGAGGAGUGGACGUCCAUUUCAGUGGGAUGAUUGACUGUUUCAUACAGGUGGUUAAAAACAAGGGCGUCCUCUCACUGUGGAGCGGGCUCACCGCCAACACAAUAAAGAUUGUCCCCUACUUCGGCCUUCUCUUCACCUGCUUCGAGAUGUGUAAGCAGGUGUGCCUUUACCGCAAUGGGUACAUUGUCUCACCGCUGAGCUACAAGCUUGCACCUGGGGUCGACCAGAGCCUCGGGCCGUCUGAGCUGGAGGAGAUGAAGCGCUACUUGAAAAACAGGAACUUUGGGUCAGCCGAGUCCUCCUUUGGGAACCGCUGGUGAAAACUCACAUGAGAUGAACAGGAGUAAGAACUGACCACACCUGAUCGGCACAAGUUCUUUGCUGAACUGUGAAAGACUUGAGAGGAUGUAAUGAUCAUUUAUCAGUGCUAUUCAGGUUUAAUUUCUUCAUAUAAGGUAUUAACAUGCUUUUACAUUAUGUCCUGUCAGCAACGGUCUACCUCUUUCAAAGCUUUGUUUUUACUCACAGUAUUCUCUGUUAAUGUAUUCUCCUCCUGCACACAGUGCUUGUUUUUAACUAGAUACCAUGUGCCUUUAACAUUAAAUAUUUAUUUUAAAGCUUAUUCCAGUUAUUGACUCAUUUACAUCAACAAGUGCCAUAGUUCAUUCAUAGAGAUUCCAGGUGCUCUGUUACUCUGAUUGUGUGGUCCAUGUUUUUUUUCUGUUUUGUAAAAUAAAUGUAUAUUUUGAUGCGUCGUUACUUUGAGUUGGUCAUCCACAAUCAUGAGUAAGUGCUUACAUGGGUUGUGGAAGAAAUGUACAUUAACAUUAAACUUAAACUGAUUCCUUUUU